UUUUAAUAUGACAAGCAGGUGCCCGUUGCGGUAGAAACAUGUCAAUAUCCGGUCAAUAUGGCGACCGAGUAACGAAAUAACGUUUAGGUGAAUCGAAAACAAAUAAAAACUUCUACCAUUAAAGUAUUUUACAGGCUGUAAAUCUAAGGCAACACAAUGUCAGACACUGAGGCCAAGGAAGUUACUGACAAGGAGAAGGAUCAGAAGGAGGAAAAAGAAAGGGAUACUACUAAGUCACCAAAGCCCAAGAAAACUCCUCCAAGCUCUGGGAAGUCAAGCCCAAAGAAGCCUGGGAGCCCUAAGUCAGGCACUGUCACACCCAAGAGCCCAGCUUCAAGAGGAAGAGCAACCCCUAAGGGUAAAAAGGGACAUAAGGAGGAACCUAAGGCCGAAACUCCAGCCCCUGAGGAGGAAGAGGAAAACACAGGUCCACCGGAGAAUGUUGUGCCAAUAUUCUUGUCAUCUAAGACCCAGCAGAUCUACCACUGUGUGUGUGACGAAGAUGUGACGAAGGACAGCCGAUUCAAGAUUAUCACCAAGGCGGAGAUUCUCGAGGACAUGCACAACCGUGCUGCCAUCUGCGAUUUCCACCCUAUGAAACAGAAAAUCAUUGAAUACCCAGGCGAUGAAUUCCUCAUCAUCUACGACUAUGACUUUAAGUUUGGCCAGAACUUCUACAUCGCUCUCACUGAGGAGGCCAAGGAUAAGUUGCUCAAUCCCCCUAAGAAGGGAGGUGCAGCGGGAGAGGAAGGUGGGGAGGAGGAGGAGGAAGAGGAAGACACAACAGUGUACAAGUAUGUUCCUCCACAGUCCAAGGAAUGGGUCUCACAUGGCAGUGAGAAGGAAAUUAAGGAGGAGUCAGUUGAGGAAAUGAGACGCAGGAUAAAAGUGUCAGUGCGGAGGAAGCGCCACCUAUUCGGAGCACCGUGCGAAUUCCAGGACCGGAAUGUGGGUGACGUAAAAGAUGGCUACAUUGAGUGUACCUCAUACAAGGAUAAAACCUUCGACCUUCAGAAGAAUGAACUAGACAAGGGCACUCAGGCGAUUCCCUGGUUCACUGAAAGUGGUACCCAGACAGAGUGGAAAUACCCCAGGAACGCCAACACCCAGUAUUACCCGCGGGAAUUUUCUACGAAAGAACAGGAGACCAUUGUUGCAAAGAAAGCAACUGGCGAGUUUGUUGGCGGGGUCUGUCCGAGGUUUGAGUUGGCCCUACAGCAGAAUGAGAUUAUGGACGUGUUUUUCAAUGACUGGCUUCACCUUGGUGAUGCACAUGACACCUUUGGCAGCAAGGCAGACAACCAUCUUAAGGAGUACCAAUCAUUCACAGACCUACAGUUUUCCAAGGAGAAGAAAAUUACGGACAUACAGUGGCACCCAACUAUAAAAGGUGUUGUGGCAGUGGCAGUGGCAGAAAAACUCUCAUUUGAUGAACGGAUAGACAACGCUGCUAAAGUUAUCAUGACACCUUCACUUAUCCUUAUAUGGAGCUUCACAGAUCCCAUCCAUCCACAGCUACUUCUUGAGGCUCCUGACGACAUCCACAGUUUCCAGUUUUGUCCAUCCGACCCAAACAUUAUAGCUGGAGGGUGUCAGAAUGGUCAGUUGGUGUUGUGGGAUAUCUCUGCACAUGCCGACAGACUCAAAGCGCCGCGCGGGGGAAAUAGGGGAAAGAAGGCCACUGUCCUGCCUGGUUUUGAGGACCCAAAUGCCCUGAAGACCCCUAUUGUGCGAUACUGUGCUGUAUCCAAUAUUGAGAACAGUCAUCAUGCGCCCAUCACCGACCUACUUUGGCUGCCAGACCAUCUUGAGAUCAACAGAAUGGGUGUCCCACAGGAGAAUAAGAGUUUCCAGUGCUGCCAGAUCUUCACAUGUGCUACAGACAACUGUGUGCUGGUGUGGGACACUCGACCCACAAAGGCACCUCAGCAACAACAAGGGAAGCAGAAAGACGGGCCAAAGAACCCCAUGGGAGUCCCCGAAACAUUCAAACACCUUGACCUCACAUGGAAACCACACCUCAAGGUGCACCUGCACAAGUCUGAGCCCGGCGGUGACCACGCCCCCACUAGGUUCUCAAUCGCUGAGAAACAGGGAGAUAGGGGGGCAUUGGGGAAGGCAACAGAGGGCGGGGUUCCAGACAAGGAAGCGAGCGUCACAGGCGGUUAUUUCCAGGCAGGAAAACCAGGCUCGGGCAAAGAGAAGAGGACCUUACAGAGCGUCAAGACACACUUCUUUGUUGGGACGGAGGAUGGGGAAAUUGUCUACGUUGACUGGAUGCCACAGAAGGACCAAGACACAGGAAAAAUUCAGACCCCAAAGCCAGACUUCUACCACACAGUACAUGACGGCCCCUUAACGACUGUCCAACGUUCCCCAUUUUUCGCCGAUGUUCUCCUCUGUGUUGGUGGAUGGAGUUUCACUCUCUGGAAAGAGGCUAUCAUUAUUGACAAGAAUAACCCUAACUCCGCGGAAGUGGCUAAGAAUUUAAACGUGGCAGAAAAUGAGUCGCUUAAGUCUGGGCCAAUCCUGCAGUCUGCUCCAAGUCCGAUUCGGUAUACGUCUGGGUACUGGUCGCCAUCGAGACCUGGUGUGUUCUACAUCUCCAAGAUGGAUGGCAGUGUAGAUAUUUGGGAUCUUCUGGACAAGACACACGAGCCAUCCAUCACACAGAGCGUUUCGCCCGUCGCCAUUACACGUAUCUUCCCACAUCCUGUUUCUCACAAGCAGCACCUUUUGGCUGUGGGGGACAGCGCAGGGACCCUGCAUAUCCUGGAGAUACCAUGGAGUCUCCGACUCUCAACACCUAAUGAGGAAACUGGUGUGGCUAACUACUUUGAUCGAGAAGUGAAGCGACGAGGGUUUGUCGUCUCCCGUUGGGAUUUCCGAGAAAAGGAGAAGAGAGAAAUUGAGGCUGAGGCAAAGAGGAAGGCCGGGAUUGCUCCGAAUGUUGUGCUCACAGACGAAGAGAUCGAGUACCGCCAGAAGAAUGAAUACCAGCUAUACAUGGAGCAGGAAAACAACUUCCUGCGUGAGCUGGGCAUUAUCAAGGAUGAUGAGCCACUGCCUGAGACAUAGGAGAGAGGGGAAAUGACUCUAAAUAGGACAGGGAGUGGGAAAAUAACUUGUGAUAGAUUUAUUAUGGAAAAUAAUGGGUGUUUAACUGGUUGCUAAAUUAAGAAGUUUGGAAAUAAACAUAAGAAUUUGUAAUUGAAAUAAAUGUAAGGGAUAUUAUUAAUGUAAAAUACCAAAUAUAACCUAAAACACUUUAUGCUCAAAGAUUUAAGUUUUUAAGUAAAGAAAAAUACAGUAAAAAAGUGGAGAUUACCGAUACUCAUUUAUGGCUGAUUGCAAAAAAAAAAUGGCAAGAAUAUGUGUGAUACAAAAAAAUAAGUUUACCAUGUUGUAUACAAUGAGACAAAGGAAAAAAAAAAUUACAAAUGUUAACGUGAACUUUAGCAUGUAUGUCUUUUAUGGUACUUAUGUUGAUUCCCGCAAACAUCAUUAUGGUAUUCCAAUAAAACGUUUGUUAUCCUUUCUGCUUAAAAGAUCAAUUGAUGUAACAUGUACUAAAAAGACUUGUGAUAUUCUGUUUAAAACUUGUUCAAUACAUUUGUGUGAAGGCAUUCAUUCCGUCCAUUGUUUAAUGUUAUUAAUCUUGACUCUGAUUUGAUUAAUGUAUUUAUUAUAUUUAUAUUUCACACAGACUUAAUUCUGCUUUUAUUGGAUAAUAAAACUUGAAACUGU
This is a messenger RNA of Mya arenaria, 3747 nucleotides long. Its product is annotated as dynein axonemal intermediate chain 3-like. Lineage: Eukaryota; Metazoa; Mollusca; Bivalvia; Myida; Myidae. The transcript has 25 exons. Gene Ontology annotation, cellular component: inner dynein arm. Gene Ontology annotation, molecular function: dynein light chain binding; dynein heavy chain binding. Bases 157 to 3078 code for a protein of 973 amino acids. Gene Ontology annotation, biological process: inner dynein arm assembly; cilium movement involved in cell motility. The record is from RefSeq and is a predicted model, not a curated record.